Messenger RNA from Neoarthrinium moseri, 2223 nucleotides. RefSeq lists its product as uncharacterized. The transcript has a single exon. The record is from RefSeq and is a predicted model, not a curated record. Bases 1 to 2223 code for a protein of 740 amino acids. Lineage: Eukaryota; Fungi; Ascomycota; Sordariomycetes; Amphisphaeriales; Apiosporaceae. Gene Ontology annotation, cellular component: mitochondrion.
AUGCAUCGCGCGUUUUCCUCCUCCAAAUGGCUCUCGUCUGCGCUCCGUACCGCGGAGCAGACGCCGAGUCUGGAGCUACCACUUUUCUUAUGUCCUAAUCUGGCUCAUCGGCAGCUGGGCUCGCAACUUAUAAGGAGUCAAGCCGCUCGUGCGCCAUCGACAUGGAGAGCUCAACAUCGCAGCUUGCACGUCGACACUACUGCUCGUCAGGCACAAGCUGCUACAACGACACAACCCACUGGUAUGCCAGACACUACCGAUGUUGCUAAGCCCAUUCGGAAACUCCCAGCCCAGUGUACUGGUUGCGGCGCAUUAUCCCAGACCUCCCACUCAGACCAACCUGGGUAUUAUGACCUGGGCAGGAAAGCGGUGCGCACGUAUGUUGGCCUGGAGCAACCAAAAGUGAGAGACCGCCGUCAGGAGGAACGCGAAGAGGAUGAGGUGUUCCGGAAGUCGAUCCGCUCAGUUGAUCUGGCCGAACUAGAGAAGCUGGGCGUGGACGUGGAUGAUAUCGCGCCAACCUUGGCCCCAGCCUUGGCUGGCGAGCCGGAGACCAAGCAGCAGCCUGCACCCGUCAAGGCGCCUCUGUGCGACAGAUGUCAUAUGCUGGUACACCAUCAGACUGGCGUCUCCAUCUACCAUCCGACCAUUGACUCCAUACGGGAUACACUCUCGGAGUCACCUUACAAGUACAAUCAUGUGUACCACAUCCUUGAUGCUGCUGACUUUCCCAUGUCCAUCCUUCCUCAGAUUCACUCGCUGUUGGAUCUCAUGCCUCUGAGGUCCAAGAACAGGCGAUCACGAGCAGGCAAGUACUUCCACGGCCAGAAGACGGAGAUGAGCUUUAUCAUCACCCGCUCCGACUUGCUCGCCCCAACAAAACCGCAGGUGGAUCGCCUGGUGCCUUACUUGAGAGAAGUCCUGCGCGACGCUCUGGGUCGCUCGGGCUCAGACUUACGCCUGGGCAACAUCAGGUGUGUAAGUGCCAGGCGGAGCUGGUGGACCAAGGAGCUCAAGGAGGACAUCUGGAAACGAGGCGGUGCUGGUUGGAUGGUUGGAAAAGUCAAUGUUGGAAAAAGCCAGCUUUUCGAGGCCGUCUUCCCCAAAGGUCGUAUGGACUGGGACCCGUCUGGCCAUCAAAUCAAAAUCGACAUGCAUUCCAAGGACGAACAGAGUGCAGCACCAGAAAAGGAUUCCGCUCCCCCGACAGAGGAUGUGGAUGACGGUUUGAUUGCCAAGCUUGAGGCGGAUGGCGUGGACGAAUUAUCUCUGCUUCCCCCGGCGCCUGCAGAGACGCAGUACCCGGAGAUGCCUAUCGUCUCCGACCUGCCUGGAACAACGGCAUCUCCAAUCCGCGUUCCAUUCGGUAAUGGCAAAGGAGAACUCAUCGACCUUCCGGGCGUAGAGCGGACAGGCCUCGAGAAGUAUGUGCAGGAGGAACAUCAAAAGUCCCUGGUCAUGCGCUCGCGUAUCGUCCCAGAGCAGAUGGUUUUGAAGCAGGGACAGUCGCUUCUCCUAGGUGGCCUUAUCCGCCUCACGCCGCGUGUCCCGGGCCCGAUCGUCUUGACCUAUGCCUUCACCCCGAUCAAGCCCCACGCUACCAACACGGAAAAGGCUAUCGCAAUCCAGGCUCAGACGAGCGAACUCAAUGUUGAGAGUAUAGCAGCCCCGGGCACCGGGGAGACGAUAAAGCAUGCUGGCUCCUUUGAGCUGAAGUGGGAUGUGACUAGAGAGCGUGCUGGUCCGAUCACUGCCAAGGCCGCCGUUGGUAUCAAGGUUGACCGCCUACCCUACCGCGUGCUCGCUACCGAUAUCCUGAUCGAGGGCGUGGGAUGGGUCGAGGUGGUUGCCCAGGUCCGUACCAGGGAGCUGUACGAGCAGCGGCCGGUCGCCGCCGACCCGGCUCCCGACUCCAAUCCCAAGGAGGAGCUGUCUGCGUUGGAGCAGCUCGAGGCCGUGUCUGACGGCCCCAAGAAGCGGCCCGCACCCAGGCGCGAGCACCAGAACCAGCAGCCGCAGGGAGAGCCCAACUGGCCCGUCAUCGACGUCUUCAGCCCCGAGGGCAAGUUCAUCGCCAGCCGCCGGCCCAUGAACGGGUGGCUGCUGAACAAGCCGAAGGUCACGGCCGCGUCGCAGAAGUCGAGGCCGCGGAAGAGCAUGAAGGGCGCGAAGAAGCUGGAGAAGAAGAGGAAGCGGGAGCAGGCCGCGGCUGGCGCUGCGUGA